ACUUUUAUUUUUUUUAAAUAUCAUGGUGCUGAAUUUGAAUUGGUUGUGUGUUUACAGUUACGUACAAAAUGAAGGUAUUAACAUAUAUUGAAAUAUUAUGUUUGUAUUUUUAUGUCUGUAGUGGAUUCCAAACAAAUACAUAUUUUAAUGUGACUGAUAAAUUAGCCGAGUUAUUUGAAUUGGGCAAGAAAGAUUAUGAAAACAUACAGAAGAAUGGGGAGACUAGUGCUUGUUGGGCAGAAAGUAUAAAUUACAUGAUUGACGGUUGUAAAAACCUAACAGAACAUGUCCAAAUGGAUAUUGCGCUCAGAUACAGUGAUUGUUUUGUAACUUCGUGUGGUUUACAAAGCCAUGGCUGUGCCUUAUUACGUGACGUGGAGAAGAAACAAUGCAUUAAAAGUAUGUCCUCGAAAGGUUAUCACGCUUACACAGGUUUUUUUAUCAGCGUACAAAACAUCUGCUUCUUUUUGGAAAGUGAAAGGUGGCACAAAAGAACGCAAAUAAAUAUUAAUAAUUUGCUAGUGAGCUCUGCUUUGCUGACACAGAAUUUAAAAGCAUCUAGUAAAGCUAAAAGUUUAUUACUUCACAGCCAGAAGGAGACUAUUAAUCUUCAGAACAAAUUUAGACAGAAAAUGUCAGUAGUGAAUAAGAUAUUCGCAAAGUACGAACUUGCUUGGAAUAAUACUGUUGAAAAAUAUGUCUCUGUUGCUGAUAAACAUGGAAAAUUGGUACUGACCAUUUAUGAUGUAUUUUCUGGACUAAAUGGAUGGGCUUUAGAUAGAUAUUAUUGGCUAGGAACAGUAAUGUUUUAUAUUGUAAGUGUUGCAAGUAUGUAUGCUUUUACAGUUCAGCCUAAAGUUUGCCAUGCUAGAUUACGUAUAGUUUUUAUUUUGUCUGUUAAUGUGUUUCUAGAAAAUAUCUUAUAUUUAUUCUUUUUUGAAAACAAACUUAUUAAAGAAGCAGAUGAAUUGAGUGGGUGGAUAUGGAUGACAAGGAAAGUUGCACUUAUUUUGUGUGUGUUACUGAUCUUUACCUCUGGCUACAAUCACUCCGAGAAUAAUAUUUUUGGUCUUAAAUGGAUAAAAAACAUAAACCAUCGGUUAAAUGCUUUAAAAGUUAUUUUCCAGAAGCACAAGCAAAAAGAUAUUCCUGCUGCAGAAGGUGUAUGCAACAUUCCAAGUAUUUCCAAGUCUCAAAGACUGCCCAGCAAUACUCUGGCAACCAGAACGAGCGUGGAACGAACUCCCACACCAAGGAGUUACGACGUGAAGACAGAGUUCGCUGUUCCUCCAGACAGUAGCGUGUCGUCUCUCGGGCAUCAUGUGCGUUGCAGCCCCAGCAGGGAACUCACCCCGCCAACUCCAAGGAGCUACAAAGUGAAGACAGAGUUCUCUGUCACUCCGGGCGGUGGCCUGACAUCCCUCAGGAGAUACAACCUGCGCACCCGGAACACUCCUCCCGUCGAAUCCGCUGUUGCAACUGCGCACUGACUGACAGCACUGCAAGUCGUUACACACGCAUCAUGUUCAUCUCACCAAACUCACUACAAGUAACAGAAAUUGUCUCAUUUCAAUUCUAAAACAAGCACACACUAGUGCAUUCCUUACCACAGACACAUUGGUGCACAUUAUAUAGGUAAAAGAUUUCUGGAAUCAGCUUGACAUACUACAUAAAUAAUAUAACCAGUCAUAUUUAUUACAUUUUUAAUGUUACUUAGACAAUAUUUGCAAGCAAGACAAUCUUUUGGACCAGUAAAACAAUAUUUAUGUAUUAUUUACAAUGCAUUGCAGGUAUGACUAUAUAAACUUAUCUUCAGAAUUCAGUUUUUGAAUGAUGAUUAUUCAGCUGUUACUUCACUUAUUUGAGAAAUCUUGAAAAUAGUAUGUUACAGCCCCUGCCUACCUGGGCACAUAUGGUUUGCAGAGCUUGAGAUAAAACCACACAUCAUUUACAAACCACCCAAAAUAUCAGAUUAGUGUCUGAUUAUGGAAAGAAUUUAAGCAUAUGCUGGGGGCAAAUGAGUAGUUCUGUUUCUGUAUUUAGUUUUAAAUAUAUUUAUAGGAGUGUGAAAAUGACUGAAACUUGUGUUUUUAGAUAAAUUUUUAGGCAUAGAACACUCAGUACAGAUUCUUAAAGUACUAGAGGGACAUACAUUACAUUUUUAUCUUCAUAUAUCUGACAUGUAAUGUUACAUGGUUACUAUUAACAUAUCAUAAUUGCUGUGUGCACAUGAUAAUAAAUACUGCACAUCAGUCCACAGCCUUGCGCUUAGAGGUGAUAACCGUGCUAGUAGUACCAGCGAGCGUCACACUUAUCAUCCAACCUCACCAACACAAAUACACUCCUGACUAGGUGGGCCCCUUGUAACAGUCUUGACCUCAUAAGCUAGCUAUGGUCUAGAUGUACAUACAUUAGAACACUAUAAGAAAAGAAUUUGCUGGGUUGAAAAAUUUUCAAGCUCCAUAAAAAUGUUGCUUUCAAUGAUUUAUGAUGGAUGUCAAGUGAAUCAAGAACAAUUAAUGAUUUUUACUUUUUUUUAUUAUCCUUGACUGAAAAUGGUUGCAAUGGCAGCCAUCUUCCAACCGGUCAUCUUCCAAUCACAACACUGUUCCAAAUAAACCAAGAAAAACAAUUUUAAAAAAGUUUGCCUCUUUUAAAAUAAUUUACUUUUACAUAGUUCCGAGAUGUCCGAUGAACUAAGGUUAGUUACAUCCCAAGGUUAUACACAAACUUAUGGUACAAGCCAAGUACUAAAAGGAAAUUUCAAAGUCUUGUGGCAGGCUUACACUGAUGACUAUGAACAACAAAUUUUAAUUUACAUUGUUCAAAAAAUGUUUAUAAUUCAGCAUUCCAUGAAUGCAUCGUCCUGAAGAGAUAAUGUUUCCUUGGCCAUACUGUGUUUCAGACGCGACUGCAGGACACUUGUCGAUAAAGAAUUACUGCAUUGAAUAAUUUCACCAUUUACUUGACAUCAAACAAAUUAUUCUGUACAGAGCUAUGAGUCAUUAUGAACAGUAUUAAUUUUGUGUUAUUUUGGAGACUGUGACAAAUUUUGUGUAAAGUAAAAUAAGUCUAAUAAAGUAGUUUUCUGAAGCUCUCCACACCAUAUAUGUGCCCAGGUAGGCGGGUGCCCUUAACAAGAUCGUUGAUUUGUUUUAUUUUUGACAUAAUUGAAUUAUAACUAAUGAGGAGUCAAAUACAGCAGUAACUAAACCAUUCUUGGUAAGCCUCGACAAUGCUAAUACUUAAUACAGUAUGCUUUUGAAUUUUUUUUUUGUAAAUAUGUAAGGAUUCACAAAAUUGAGCUUACUUCUGGAACUACUACUCAUUCUAGUGUUAUUCAUAGUUCCAGACCAAUUUGUGCCAAAAAUGAUAGGCUGUAUUGACUAUUGCAAGACAAGCCACAAUAUUUUGUAGUGAAAUGUGUAGUAAUUUUUUACAAUAUUUUUAGAUUUCCAUGUCAUUAAUUUACAUCUUACCUGUGAAUAAUCUCAUUCUAACAAGAUCUGUAUUUUAGUUCACUAAGUUUUAAAGAAGGGGUAUUUCAUGCUAAAUCACCUGGUUUGGAAAUACGAUUGUGCUUCAUAAUCUGAUUUCAUUUAUAAUUAAUUGUUUCAUACAUAACAUAAUAACAAAUCAUGUUUUGGUUUGAUUAAGAACAAACUACUUAUUGUAGGUGAUGGUCCACAGAACAUAUUUUUUAUUUAAAAAAAAAAUUAACAAAAUGUACUUGUAACAACCCAGAUUACAGCCUUCCUCAUGCAAUCCAUUAAAAUAAUAUGUUACAAAUUUUUUGUCAUAUUUUGGGUUCAAUGUAAAGUUUUUGCUUUUUAAAGUUAUUGUAAACGUAAUUCUCUGGGUUUAUUGUUUUUAUUUCCAAAUUUCAUAAAUUUAUUUUUCUAGUUUUUUUUUUUGCUAGCUUCUAUGUGUGGGAAGGCGUGCUGACGUGAUUUUCCUUAGUUUUUUCCACGAUCGAGGCUUUGUUUCUCACGCUAGGCGUGUGAUUCACGGUCACAGGAGUGCGAGAAAGAUACAAAAUCGCUGCAUCGUGGGAACAGAAGUAAGCAUUUCGUGGAAGCCUCUGUUACCAUGCGCCGUGAUUGGCUGAAAAUUACGUCAGCGAGCCCAGGACACUGCCUGCACGAAGGAAAGGAAGGCUGUAAGAUCAGUCAUUGUAUGAGCACCGUGCCGAGAGGUCGUGGUCGGGCGAUGGCUCGCAUCAUUUAGCAAUGUAAUAUUGAACUACAACUUAGCGGCUACGGUUUGGGCGACGCCUAACAACCUUUUUUUUUUAUCUUCUGACAUUUAAAUAAAUUAGAAAUUUUUGACCCUAGUCGUAGGCGAAGCCCACAGCGAGGCAACAAAGGGUUUUGUCCAGCCGUCGCUGCCCGGAACUUAUUCUGGCAAUAUAAUGUAAUUUGUAAUAAGUCUACUUGUUUUAUUCCCUUUAUGGAGGUUGCGGUUAAAUUUUUGUUGUGUGCUCUGUUGUGCUAAAUAUUUUGUGAUUUUUAAAUGAAUAAUUAAAACCAGAUAAUACAUCGAACUUUGCGUAUAAAUUACUUCUUUCUUCGUGAUCUGCAACCUGUAUGUUCCACUCAUCACCAAAUUUGAGCUAGCCAGAGGUGGUGGGUGGUAACAUACUGAACCAAACACCUUGAACUCAAACAGUGGUUUUCCUCAUAAAAAUCACAGAAUGCAUUUCAAACAAUAAUUCAUGGAGAAAAUCUUGACUAGGCUGAUUGCAAAUGUUUAUGUUUUUUUUUAAAAUCUAAUAAUUAAUAUCCUAUCACAAACUGAAAGCUAUCCUGCUAAGUUUACUCAGUUAUCAAAUAUAUUGAUGGUUAAAGAAGUUGAGAAAAAUUGCUGCUUUUAUGUGUUUAAAACCAGAAAUAUAUUUUCAUAUUUUGUUUAAUAACUGAUCAAUACCUGACUGUUUUAUGUACCUUAAUGUUGCCCAUUACAUUUCAUUUUUAUUUUUCACUGUGUGUUCUACAACAUGGCAUAGCAUACUUUAGCCACUGUUUUUAUUAUUAUUUUCAUAUUUUGGUCUAAGUACCUAUUACAUUAAAAUUAUAGUACAGAAUUGUGUGUGAGUUUUCCACAUUGUAGCUGGUUGGUAUUUUGUCAUAACACCCUUUAAAAAAACUGAAGAACACUUUACAAUCCAGCAUUGCCAUUUCAACGUUAAAAGAUCAAUUACAAAGUACAGAAAGCAUACUUUUUAUUUCUUUUCUGUAUGUAUGUCAGUCUAUAUAAUUUUUGAUGUGCAAAUAUCUUAGCUCUCAGUAUAGAAAAUUUGGUAGGAGUAAUUUCGUGAAUGGAACGGCAAAAUGUGUAAACAGGAUGCUGCUAUUUGUGGAAGUCUCAGAAUUAUAGUAAAAAUCUGCAGACCUGUGUGAUCCAUCCAUUAAUAUUGAUUUCAUCAGCAUCACAGAAUUUACACUGCACAUAGGUAUAAAAAUUAAACUUUAUAAUAGUACAUGGAAGUCUUUAUGGACUCAUCUGUCGUUUAAGCAAUAACAAAUAUACAUAUACCUACUUUGUUUUAGGUUUAUUUUGUUUUAAUGUCUAUUGGACUACAACUUAGAAGAUAGUGCUGCGUUGUUAAUGAUCUAGAAAACCAACCAAAAGUAAAAUAUCUUUGACGCCAUGUUUGUUCCAACACAAUUUCCCUGGAAAAUAAAUUAUAGGUAUUUUUAAAGUUCAAAUAUAUCGUGUUAUGACUAUUCAGGUUUACAUAAUGUAUUCCAGGAUAGUUUGUCAGUACCAUAAAUCUUACUUUGGCAUACCAAUAAGCUUAGUAGAUCCCUCAAGUUUGCGAAAGUUAAUACAUACGGGUGCAUGUUGCCACAUUUGGGUCUGCCAUCUUGACAACUUCGGCUCAUGGCUAUAGCAGUUUUUGCAUGCCUAUUUCAUUUCAUUUCUGGUGUAUACUCAAAUUUCAAUCUCAACAUGCUUAAAGAAGUAUGUAUGUAUAAAGUUUCAAAUGCAGGCAUUGAUACUUCUGGUCUAGAGGGAAAUGUCUCAUGUGAAGUGUUCGGUACUACUUGUUGAUCAACUAGCCCUGAGAAAUCAAUAGUACCAUCUUGUUAAACAGAAUUAUAGUUAGGUGGUUUUAAAAAAGGGAAAAUUUAUUUGAAUACUUUUCGUAUAUCAUAACGCUUCACAUUAUUUUAAAAUUUCUACGUUAAAAUAUGACCAAGUUUUGUAAAAGUUUAUUUGCUACAUGAGAAUACAUGAAUUUGCUCGUUACCGAAGUUAGAUGUUGACACAUCACUGGCGAGUAAAAAAUAAAUUAAAUUGGACAUCUAAAUGGGCCUCAUAACCUGUAAAAUAAGAUAAUUGUACCCAUUACAGCUUUCUUAUCUAGGCUUUAAUUGUGCAGAAUGUGUUUCAAAACUUUAUGAUUCAAUAUUGUACCCUUUUCUUAGUUUCAUAAAUAAAAAUUUAAUAACCCUAUUAUUUUAUCGUUAGCUCUUUAGGAAAAUUAUAUAUGUUAUAGGUAUUGAAGCACAUAGUCCUAGGUGUUUGGGCAUGAAAUUACCCACAUAACUUUUACUACUUUUAUUGUUAGAAAACUGCCUGAUAAUAAAAAAAAUAUUGUGAAUGGUAUUGUCACUUUGUGAUGAGGCUUGUUUGCUGUAAUACUCUGGAAUAUAAUUCUGUAUAUUAUGUUAAACUUAAGUAUCUGUGUACUAAGGUGAAUGAUGCUCAUUUUGACCACUAACCAGUGCACUAUAUUCAAAAAAAUAUAGUAUACAAUUAUUUCAACAUACUUAGGUGUAGUGUAAAUAGUAAAUUUUCAUAUAGGUCUACAUUAUUUUUAGGCAGGCACUAGACUAAGAGCCCUAGCUAUUAUUUAGUAAAUUUUUAGCUUUUAUUAUCUGUAUGAUAAAAAAGUACUAUUACAGAAAUAGUUUAUUUCCACAAAAAUGUUAACAUAUUUAAUAUGUUUUGUUUACUGACAAAUUUGGAAAUUUUAAAAAUGAUGUAGUAUCUAGUUAGUAUCUAGUUAUAAUGUUUAAUAUCAGUAUUGUUAACAUUUUAGUUUUCUUGGUCUUUAUUAUGUGAUUUUUUGACAUUCCAAUCCAGAAAUGAUUGUAACACAGUUUGGUAAUUGUUCUGUAUCAUGUAUCCAAGUUUAUCCCUAGAUCUUGAUGGCAUGAUCCUGUAAAUAUUAAUUCUGUGGUACAUGAGGCUUGCUGUUUUAAUUUAGUGUGUCGAAAGAUCCCGCACAUAAAAACUUGUCAUAUAAAAAUAAAUAAUCCUAAGUUGAACACAAAAUAUAGUUUCCUUUUUAUUCAACUUAAGACAAUUAUCUUUGUCAUCUUUAGACAUACUAAAUCGAAACCGCAGGCAUCAUGUACUACAGGAUCAAAAUGUAGAGUAUCAUGCCAUCAGGUUCAAGGGAUAAACUUGGAUACUUAAUAUGGAACUGUUACCCAUAGUUUUAAUGUAUGUGUGUGUGUUUGGGUAUUUAAUUUAUGGUCUUGGUUGUAGUGCUUUUAUGCUUGUUUACAGGAAGUUCAGUGGAAAUCACUGUAAAAUUUUUAUUUUUUAUUUUAACAAAUUCAUCUAUCCCUCACUUAGCAUGAGUAAUGUGUUCCUAAAAUGUUUGUGUUAUUCAAAAUCAUUUAUUCUAAAGCAUUAGUCUCCAUAAAUAGCAAGGCUAAUUUACUUACUGUGUUCCAAAAUGUGUAGGGAAAUAUUCUUUACAUAAUGUUGUUGGGUAUAAUUCACACUCGGUGAUAAAUAUGUUACACCAUUUAUCUUUAUAACCCUACCAUAUAAUACUUUGUAUGACAAAUACGACACCGCGUAAUGGGAGAUAGGUGGUUAUUUACUUAUCAUCAGUCGGCUGGUUGGCAUGCUCGCCUGGGCGGGCGUGACCUUCAACUCACGCUGCAUACCUUUCCAAACCAUCCUUUACUGACAGUGAAACCGAUGUUACUGUCCAGGUAUUUCCAUUUUAAUUUUUCAAAAAUUAUAAUGCUUGAUCGCAUAGCACCGCUUGUUUCACACCAACCCUGUUGGGCUGUGAUAUUUUUUUUUUCAUUGCACCAUUCAUUUAACAACCUUUUCCAUGUGAAUCAUCUGUUCAUUUCUGUUUCAGUAUCUAAUGCCAAAUAUAUUCCCGCUAGUGCAACCAACAACAUCAGACUUUUGAUAGAGUCCUUAUUUUGUACGAUUGUGCAAUCAGUUGACUUGCUUAAAACUGAAGUGCGACCUACUUUAGUGUGGCUUUCAUGACAUUCUGCUCACUGUAAUACUUUUAGUUUUGUCUCAAAUACUUGAACAAAAUGCAUUAUGCUUUCACUUGGAAGCCAUGAUUCCAACUACAGGUGCUUGCGCAUGUACAGUUACUGGCAGAUGAAUUGGCAGAUGAAUUGCUUUGUGUUGUGCGAGUUCCCUACCACUGGCUAGACUGACGUUCAUCACGGCCCGGUCUGUGGCCGGGCGACAUCUUACGGCCUGGCGGCAUAUGUACGGAUGUAAAAACAUUUAGUCCUUUACACUUAAUACCCCUUGACUGAACUUGCUAUAUCUGAUGUUUGUACAACAGUUAAUAGCAGUUAGACCUGCACACACAUCUCUUUCUCCGUCGUAUAGCGAACUGUAUGCCACAGUACAUCUGUUUGAGUUGAAGCAGACCUCUUGGCGUCAUGCCCGACUUAUUUUAUGCCUUUAGCAAUUUCCUUCUAACUGAAAUUUACAGAUGUACUAUUCAAGACUGGGGCAGUAAAAUUAACAUCACGCUGAAUGAAUUCGCGCAAUUAGAAGACGUGCUAAGUGAGGGAUUGGUGUAAAAGUAAAUACAUUUAUUACUCUGUGCACUUGAAUCCAUUGAAAAGGUUUUUAAAAAUGUUUGCGUGAUCAUAAUGAAUACUUAAGAAAUCACUGUUGAUUCAAAACAUAAGAGAAGUUCUUUUGAAGUAGGUCUUAGAUAAUCAGAGAUAACAAUUGGAUUAAAAUAAAAAGCAGUGUCACUAGGGUAUUUAUUUACCUGAAUAUAAUGCUAUAGUUUUUUCAAAACUUAGGAAGCUAAAAGUGGUGGUUGUGUUAAAAUCGCAAACUUAUACAUAUCUUGCCAAUGGGAAAAUUUCAAUUUUUAGAACUACAUGCUGUCUUUUAACUGUUUCAGUUAUGUCACUUUAGACCACUGUUAAUUACUGCCUCCUGAACCUCAACUUAGUUGAAAAACUGCACGCUCUGCCUAUGAACUGCAUUACUUAUCUCACUUUAGUCCGGGGCUUACUGAACCUGUGCACAGGCGUGACAAAUAAGAGAUGCAGGAUGAAGAGGGUGCAAAUGGAUUUAUUUUUUCUAACUGUGGCUUGGGUGUUUGAAUAAAGACCAUGUAAAUCACCAGAAAGGGUCUAGUUAUUAUGGAAUAAAUUCAGUAAUUUAAUUAAUUUUCAAGUACUAUAUACUUGGAUUGCUAUUCCAUUCCACAGAGUGGUUUACAUAAACUCAUGAUCAAAAAGUUUGGGUUUACAUUAUAUUCAGUCACAUUAUUAUUGGGUAAAUACAGUAUUUAAAAUGCAGACACAAUUAGACGAAGACCUUUGUUUUAUUCCAGUUAUAUUUUAAGCUACAAUAUUUUUUGUACUAUCCGUAAAUGUUUGGGAUUUGCCCCAGAAGAAUAUCCCUGUACGACUUAGAAGCUUUCUAGUGUAGACUGACCUGUUUUUCAGAAGUUUCUUAUUGUAGGAUAAAAUAGUCUUAGUUUCUAAGUAAAUUUUGUAAAAUAUUUUAACAUAAAAGUACUACUUAAAAAUCUGUGUCCGCUAAAAAAUGGAUAGGUAUUUUUUAUUAAUUUUAAUGGUGCUAAUUAGGGUAUUAUUGUUCCAACUGUUUUAGUACAAUUUUCGUAACCUGAUAUUUUUAUAUUUCACACAACAGUACUGUUAAUUUAUAAAAGUGUAUUUAAUAAAUCUUUCGCUUUUGUAAAA
Bacillus rossius redtenbacheri is the source of this 9953-nucleotide messenger RNA. RefSeq lists its product as uncharacterized. The transcript is spliced from 2 exons. The record is from RefSeq and is a predicted model, not a curated record. The coding region runs from base 69 to 1490 and encodes 473 amino acids. NCBI's taxonomy places the organism in Eukaryota, Metazoa, Arthropoda, Insecta, Phasmatodea, Bacillidae.